AUGUCAGGUAAGGGAGCUAAGGGGCUUUCUGGCAAAGGCCUCUCCGGGAAAGGGGCGAAAGGCACGAUGUCCUCCAAGAAGGGCGACAAGAGAAAGCCAACGUCUCGUUCUGUGAAAGCCGGUUUGCAGUUCCCGGUUGGUCGUAUUCACAGGUUCUUGAAGAAUCGCGCGGCUUCCGGUGGUCGUGUUGGUGCCACCGCUGCAGUCUACUCUGCCGCCAUCCUUGAAUACCUUACAGCAGAAGUAUUAGAGCUUGCGGGCAAUGCCUCGAAGGAUUUGAAGGUUAAGCGCAUCACGCCUCGUCAUCUCCAACUCGCUAUUCGGGGUGAUGAAGAACUUGACACACUCAUCAAGGCAACUAUUGCCGGUGGUGGCGUCAUUCCGCAUAUCCACAAGUCCCUCAUGAACAAGUCAUCGAAGAAAGGGGAAUAA
Ostreococcus tauri is the source of this 432-nucleotide messenger RNA. RefSeq names its product Histone core. The coding region runs from base 1 to 432 and encodes 143 amino acids. Gene Ontology annotation, cellular component: nucleosome. The record is from RefSeq and is a predicted model, not a curated record. The transcript is spliced from 4 exons. Gene Ontology annotation, molecular function: structural constituent of chromatin; DNA binding; protein heterodimerization activity. NCBI's taxonomy places the organism in Eukaryota, Viridiplantae, Chlorophyta, Mamiellophyceae, Mamiellales, Bathycoccaceae.